Molecule: messenger RNA, 1206 nt
Organism: Hydra vulgaris (swiftwater hydra)
Lineage: Eukaryota; Metazoa; Cnidaria; Hydrozoa; Anthoathecata; Hydridae
Product: apoptosis regulator BAX
Biological process (GO): regulation of apoptotic process; extrinsic apoptotic signaling pathway in absence of ligand; intrinsic apoptotic signaling pathway in response to DNA damage
Cellular component (GO): mitochondrial outer membrane
Molecular function (GO): protein heterodimerization activity; protein homodimerization activity
Source: RefSeq, a predicted model, not a curated record
UGAUUAUUUCAGAUAAAAUAGUAGUUAAAAAACUAAUAAAAGUUAAUUUGUAAAUAAAAAUGGGUCCUCCACGUCAGCAAAUACCAACAAUAGAAAACAAUCAACCUUUAAAUGAUGAAGCACUUAGUUUAGACACAAUUGAUGGUUGUCCUCAGCCAUUUAACAAUGGUGGUAUUCAACUUAGAAAUCAACCACCCAGCAAUAUUGUUGCUAAUGUGAAUAAUUCAUCAAAUCAAGUUAUUGAAUCAACUCCACAAGUUUUGGCUCAAAUUGUUGUUAAUGAAUUGGAAAUUGAUAAUAUUCCAGUUCCAGAAGAACUUCAAAACAUGUCUAGAAAUAGCAAUGUUGAAAAGUUAGUGGAACAUUUAAGAUGUAUUGCAGAUAAAUUAGAAAAAGACCAUUAUCUUAGCCAUUUAAUAUCUAAAAUAGAUGUUAAAUAUGAAAAUUUUAAUAUAAUAUUUGAAGAAAUCGCUAGUGGUUUACUUGUAGAUGGCAUAAGUUGGGAACGAAUUGCUUUACUUUUUUACUUAGCAGCAAGGCUAGCAAUUAGAGUUAUCAAUCAGUUGCCAUUAGUGGAAAAAAUCUUUGAUUGUUUUAAAAUGUUUGUUGCAAAAAAACUUGUAAAAUGGAUUACAGAUUCUGGAGGAUGGAUUGCAGUUCAAGAAUACGCAAAAAAUCGGCAAUGUAUUGCUUUAGCAUUCUUUAUAAUUUCUUGUGCUUUAAUCUAUAAUAAUUUAUAAUUUUUUUACAUUUUGUGACUUAGUUUUGUUUUUUUUUUUUAACGAAAUAUUGAUCUACAUGAGGCAGGCAUUUUCAGCCUUAUUUUUAUCCUGAUACGAGCAUGUGUGUUUCGAUUUUUUUUUUCUGAAUUUUACAAGCAAAACUAAAUUAAUUUUGUAUACUUUUACUUUGUUAACUUUGUAUACUUAUAUAUUAAACUUUAUUUUUUAUAAAAAAUUUUUUUUAAAGUACUAAAUUUAUUAUCCAGGUAAGCUUAAACAUGCACGCAUAAUUGUAAUUGUUAUAUAUAUUUAUACACGCACACAUAUAUUUGUAAAUGUAUAUAUUUUCACGUGUUUAUUUAGUUAAAGAUUAGAUGGCACUUGGUUCUUUGUUGUUUAAAGAUUAUUGUUUUGCUAGUAGAAUUUUUUUUUUUAAUUUUUUUACGUUUUGUAACUGUUUUGUGGCUUUUUUUUUUAACGAAAA